Messenger RNA from Daphnia carinata, 3039 nucleotides. RefSeq names its product aminopeptidase N-like. Gene Ontology annotation, cellular component: cytoplasm. Gene Ontology annotation, biological process: peptide catabolic process; proteolysis. Lineage: Eukaryota; Metazoa; Arthropoda; Branchiopoda; Diplostraca; Daphniidae. Gene Ontology annotation, molecular function: metalloaminopeptidase activity; zinc ion binding; peptide binding. The transcript is spliced from 19 exons. The coding region runs from base 26 to 2929 and encodes 967 amino acids. The record is from RefSeq and is a predicted model, not a curated record.
AGCUGUUCGUAAUUCAAACAAAGGAAUGAAGAUAUCACAGAGCUUGCUUUUCGUCCUCUUGAUCGCCGUUUGCGCGGCCUACGACAACGGCCAAUAUGACGGCCCUGAUGAGGUGGAGUUACGUCUACUCGAGCCAGCUGUCGUGCCGGACCCGGUCGAUGGAAUUAGCCGUUGGUGGUACACUCCAUCCCGGAAGGCCCAUAUCUAUCGCCCAAAGUACCCGAAAAACAUUGAGAUGCAGCCGAGACAAGGAGAAGAUUUGCGGCUACCAGGAAACAUUUUGCCUCGCCUCUACACUGUCCGCCUUCUACCGUUCAUUCAAGUGGGCAACUGGACAACCGAUGGAUACGUCGAAAUCCUCGUCGAUUGCGUCAUCUCAACUGUCAACAUCUCCAUGAACAGUCUUGAUCUAACCAUCGAUCUAACUUCUAUAACGGUAACGGAUGAACAGACUGGCAAUCCGAUUAACGUCGUCAAUUUCAUCGAUGAACAAUCGACUCGUGAGCUCAUUACGAUCCAAGUGUCUCAGCCUUUGACAGUCGGUAGACAGUACAAGAUUACCAUGAAAUUCAUUUCGAUUUUGAACGCUCUGUUGGCGGGAUUUUACCGAUCGUCUUACGUCGAGAACGGCGUGACCAAGUAUCUAGCCGUGACUCAAUUUGAAGCUACCGAUGCCCGCCGUUCUUUCCCUUGCUUCGACGAGCCCACCAUGAAAGCUAAUUUCACUGUCACGCUCGGCCGUCCGGAGACCUGGACUUCUACCAGCAACAUGCCACUGAUCACCACCGAGCCAAUUGAUGGAAUGCCUGGAUACGUUUGGGACAACUACCAGACUUCAGUGAUUAUGUCCUCGUAUCUUGUGGCUUUUAUGGUGUCGGAUUUCAUUGGCAUUCCGGCAGAACCGGGACUCAGCAACGUCGAGUUCCGCAUUUGGGCCCGACCGGAUGCCCGCAAUCUUACAGAUUACUCACGAGAUAUCGGCCCACGAAUUUUGGAAUUCUUCGAGAGCUUCUACAACAUCGACUACCCACUACCCAAACAAGAUAUGGCCGCCAUUCCGGACUUUGCCGCAGGAGCUAUGGAAAAUUGGGGUUUGAUUACCUACAGGGAACAAUAUCUACUCGUAGAUCCCAACACUGCUACCGCACGUGCAAUUCAAUUGGCCGCAGUCGUGAGCGCUCACGAACUCGCUCAUCAGUGGUUUGGCAAUUUAGUCACAAUGGAUUGGUGGAACGCUUUGUGGUUGAACGAAGGAUUUGCUUCGUACAUGGAAUACCUCGGCACGGAUGCGGUGGAGCCGGAUUUCAAGAUGAACGACCAAUUUAUUCUGGAAAAUUUGCAAUACGUUUUCGGCAUCGACGCGCUGGAGACUUCGAGACCCAUCAACAUCGAGGUCAACACACCCGCCGAAAUCAAUUCCAUGUUUGAUGCCAUUUCCUACGAGAAAGGGUCCUGUGUCAUCCGAAUGUGCGCAGAUUUUAUCGGUUUCGAAACUUUUCAACGCGGUCUGACUCGUUACCUCAACGACAAUGCUUACGGCAAUGCUGGACAAGACAACUUGUGGGCCGCUCUCCAAACUCAAGCUGACUCGGAAAACGUCCUCCUUCCAGCAACUGUCAAAGAGAUCAUGGAUACUUGGACGUUCAAAAUGGGUUUCCCUCUCAUUACGGUGACUCGAAACUAUCAAACGGGCGGCGCCACCGUGACUCAGAACCGGUUUUUGCUGCGCAAGAGCAACGACUCCACAGACCCAACUGUUUAUCAAUGGUGGGUCCCUCUAACGUACACCAGUGACUACACUCAGACACCCAGCAAAGAUUGGCUAUCAGUUGACGAAGUCAGCAAAACUUUGCCUAGCUUAGGAGCCGCUGCUAAUCAAUGGGUCGUCUUUAACGUCGAUCAACAGAAUUAUUACCGAGUGGCUUACGAUGCCGUCAAUUACGGGCUCAUUCGUGAUCAGCUGAUUGCCGAUCAUCAACGCGUCUCCGAUAACAAUCGAGCUCAGCUACUCGACGACGCCUUCACGUUGGCUUUGACAGAGUUGAUACCUUACAGCGAAGCACUCGACCUCACUUUGUACCUGAAAAACGAACGAGAUUACGUGCCGUGGCACGCAGUCCUUUCCGAGCUGAAUUACAUCGAUAUUAUGCUUUACAAUUUCGCAGAAUUCCCCAACUGGAAGAAUUACAUGACUAGCAUCGUCGAGCCUUAUUACACGGCCAUCGGGUUCCAGGAGACGCAGGCCGAUCCUCAUUUGAUUAAAUACAGUCGCAUCGACGCCAUGAACUGGGCAUGCAGAUUGGGCGUCGCCGAUUGCGUCCAAAACUCGCUAAGCACGUAUGCCACGCUGAUGAGCCAACCUGACAAUCUCGCCCAGAUUGUUUCGCCGAAUGAAAAAUCAACAAUUUUACGAACUGCUAUCGAAAACGGCGGCCAGGCCGAAUACGAUUUCGCUUUCAAUCAAUACAAAACGAAAGGAGAUACAAGCUUCUUGGUUGCCAUGUGCGCUAGCAAACAAGCUGCUGUGCUUUCAGGGUUGCUGGACAUGUUGCUGGACCCCACUUCAGGAAUUUUGAGGUCGGACGUCAACCUCGUCUUCAACAACGUGGCAAAUAAUCCUAUCGGCAAUGAAAUCGCACUUGAUUUCUUGAUCAAUAGAUGGGACGAUAUUCAAAACGCACUUGGAUCUACUUACUUCGGCACUUGGUAUCGCUACGUUUGCACUCGCCAAAACACACAAGCUGGGCUGGACAAGCUAAUUCAACUGCGUGACGCCCACCCGCUCAUUUUGGGUAAUUCCAACAGCGUCAAACAAGGACUACAAACGGUCGAAUCAAACAUACAAUGGGUUUCCCUCAACGAAGGGGAAAUUGGCAUCUGGCUGGCCGGCCAUCAAACAACAAAGGAUUUCGAAGCCAUUCGCCAAUAAAAACAAGAUGGUUUCCACGUUUCUGUUCAAUUCGUGGAGAGUGUUUAACUCUAUUUUCUGUUACAUUAGCAAUAGGAUAGCAAAUUCAAUAUAAAAGCAGGGUAAAAGUA